AUGAUGAAUACUACAUAUUUCGAUCACAACACAUCGGCCACAGGUUUUUACAAUGCAGUGCCCGCAGAUCAGGCACAUGCCUACCGUUCGGCUUAUGCAUCACAAUCGGCUCUGUCAUUAAUGCCCACCUCUACAUACCCGGCCAGUCUGAGAUCGAGCCAAAGUGGCAUUCAAUCUGACGGCACAAACUAUGACGGGUGCAAACUAUACGAUACAACAUCUACACAACCGUUUAAAAGCGAAGCAUUCAAAGAUUGUGGGCUAACUAAAGAGCAAAAUGGAUUUAAAGCACCGACCGAUCACCAAAUGAGCAGCGGUUGGCCCAACUCAUUACGACCAUCUCCUUCAUCAACUGCAUUGACCAGCGAUAUGGCCGCCACAGUGGCCGCCUGUUCGCGACAAAUGGAUGUCUGGAAUACUGGCUGUUGUAACACAACUACAAUGACCGGUGCGACCAUCGGUGGCAAUCCUAAUGCAUUCUAUCCCUGGAUGGCUAUUGCAGGUCUGGCCGGUGCUAAUGGUUUAAGAAGGAGAGGCCGUCAAACAUACACCCGAUACCAAACACUUGAGUUAGAAAAGGAGUUCCACACUAACCACUACUUAACCCGACGGAGACGUAUAGAAAUGGCUCAUUCAUUAUGUCUGACUGAAAGACAAAUCAAAAUAUGGUUUCAAAAUAGAAGAAUGAAACUGAAGAAAGAGAUCCAAGCAAUCAAAGAGUUGAAUGAACAGGAAAGGCAGGCACAGGCAACCAAAUUGCAAUCCAACUCAUCCUCAAACACCAACGACACCAAUACUAAAACAUAAGUCAAUUUUAUCCAUAAUUAUUGAUUGUACUAAAUGUCAUACAUGUC
This is a messenger RNA of Oppia nitens, 854 nucleotides long. Its product is annotated as homeotic protein ultrabithorax-like. The transcript has 2 exons. Gene Ontology annotation, cellular component: nucleus. Bases 1 to 807 code for a protein of 268 amino acids. Lineage: Eukaryota; Metazoa; Arthropoda; Arachnida; Sarcoptiformes; Oppiidae. Gene Ontology annotation, molecular function: DNA-binding transcription factor activity, RNA polymerase II-specific; RNA polymerase II cis-regulatory region sequence-specific DNA binding. The record is from RefSeq and is a predicted model, not a curated record. Gene Ontology annotation, biological process: negative regulation of transcription by RNA polymerase II; anterior/posterior pattern specification.